AUGAAAAUAAAAGUAAGGACACUGCAAAACAACGAAGAGGAAAUUAAUGUAGACCCUGAUGAUAGUAUACUUGAUUUAAAAAAAAAAGUGGAAGUAGUUUUAAGAGACAUGCCAAGUGAUAAACAAAAAUUAAUAUUCAGCGGGAAAAUAUUAAAAGAUGAAGACAAAGCAACAGAUAUAUUAAAAGAUAAUGAUAUAGUUAUUGUAAUGGUUACUAGAAGAAUUAUUAGUAAAAAUAAUCAAAAGGAAGAUAUUAAUAAAGAAUCCUUAAGUAAGAUAGAAAAUAAUAAUAAUAAUAAUAAUAAUAACAAAUCUGAUGAUAAUAUUAAUGUAACUAUAUCAAAUAUAGAAGAACAAAAGGAGAAUAAGGAAAAUAAAAAUGAUAAUACAAGUGAUAAUAUAUAUAAUAGUUUUAAUAAUGCUGAAUCUAUGCUAUUAACAGGAGAUAAAUUAAAAGAAUCCAUAGAUAAUAUAUGUGCUAUGGGAUUUGAAAAAGAAGAAGUAAAAAAAGCAAUGAUACUUGCAUAUAAUAAUCCAAAUAGAGCUAUUGAUUAUUUAACAAAUGGAUUUCCAAAUGAAAAUAUAAAUGUUAAUGUAAAUGAAAAUAUAAAUAAUGGAUCUAAUUUUUCUAAUUUAUUAAAUUCUGAAAAUAAUCCUUUAUUAGAAGAAAAUUCAUCUCAUCCAUUAUCAUCAAAUGAAGAAACUUUUAGAAAUUCCACAUUUUUUAAUGCUAUAAGAGAUAUGGCAUUAUCCAAUCCACAAAGAUUACCGGAACUAUUACAAAUGAUUGGAAGAACAGAUCCAUCUUUUUUAGAAUACAUCAGACAAAACCAAACUGAAUUCUUAGCAGCUCUUCAAAAUUAUGGAAAUAAUAUAAAUGAUCAUGAAGAGCAUUCAGAUGAUAAUACAAACAACCAUUUUGAUGAUAAUCUGGACAAUGCAGAUGAUGAAAAUGCUAUACAAAAUGAUUCAUUUCUACAAGAUGUAGGACAACAAGUUUUAUCAGAUCCUAAUAAUGAAAAUAUUAAUAUACCUAUUACACCUUUAAAUGAAAAUGAAAUGGAAAGUAUUAAAAAAUUAGAAUCAUUAGGAUUCCCAAAACAUGUAGCACUCGAAGCAUUUAUAGCUUGUGAUAAAAAUGAAGAAAUGGCUGCAAACUAUCUUUUUGAAAAUAUGAACGAUUUUACAUCAGAAUAA
This is a messenger RNA of Plasmodium reichenowi, 1197 nucleotides long. Its product is annotated as DNA repair protein RAD23, putative. Gene Ontology annotation, cellular component: cytosol; nucleoplasm. Bases 1 to 1197 code for a protein of 398 amino acids. Gene Ontology annotation, biological process: proteasome-mediated ubiquitin-dependent protein catabolic process; nucleotide-excision repair. Lineage: Eukaryota; Apicomplexa; Aconoidasida; Haemosporida; Plasmodiidae. The transcript has a single exon. Gene Ontology annotation, molecular function: polyubiquitin modification-dependent protein binding; ubiquitin binding; damaged DNA binding. The record is from RefSeq and is a predicted model, not a curated record.